AUGAACGAUCAACCAGGAGAUUAUUCUUCGAUAGAUGCAUUUCAUGUAGGCCGUCGACGUAAACCAAAUUUUACUGAUCAUGAAGUUCUUAAUAUAGUUGAUCAAUAUGAUCAAUAUAAAGAAUUAUUACAUUCACGUGAAGCAUCAAAAAGUGUCAUAGCACAAAAACAAGCUAUUUGGAAAGGAAUAACUGAAAAUCUUAAUGCAAGAUAUCCACAAGUUGAACGAACUGUUGAAGAUGUACGACGUAAAUGGAAAAAAUUACAAAGUGAAGCGAAACGUGAAGCUGCUGCUUAUCGUGCAGCACAAGCUGCUGGCUCAACAACGCCUGUAUCAAGUAAACAAAUAAAUUUAUAUAAUCGAAUUUUAUCCAUAUGCCGUGCACCAAUAUCAACAACACCUAAUUUUGCUGCUGCUGCAGUUGCUGCUGCAAUACAUCAUCAACAAGUUUUACAAUUACAAUCUAAUAUGAAUAAUGGAAGUAACAAUAAUUAUGAAACAACAUUUAAUGAACAGUCAUCCGAUAAAAUUGAUUCACCAUCAUCAGAUAUUGGCAAUGGUAUGAAUGGACACUUAGAUUCACCAGGUGAUGAAAGUGCUAGUCUACUUGGUAAUGAUGAUAAUUCUCCAAGUCCAGCAACAAGUCUUCAACCAACAUCACUUUCAUCAUUUCUUCCAUCACAACAAUGUGCAACAUCGAUGACAAAUAUAAGCAAUGGAAAAGUAUCAAAACGAACAUUAGAUAAACAACGUAAACAUUUAAAAACAUUACAAAAUAAUCAAUUUACUAAUUCAACAAAAUCCUAUGAUCAACAACAAUAUUCACUUCGUUAUAAAUCAUUAAUUAAACGUAAACGUACACUUGAAUUAACAACACAACGACUUAUUUAUGAUAAAGAACGUUUAAUAAUUGAACGAAAAAAUCUUGAUAUUCAAUUAGCAGUUAAUGAAUGUGAAAAUGAACGUAUUGCUAUUGAAAAACGUCGUACUGAACUUGCUAUACAAAAAUAUCAAUGUGAAUCAUCAUCAUCAUGUAUAUCAAAUGGUAUUAAUAAUCAUUUAUCUGAUGAUCAUGAAGAUCAUGAUGAAAAAAAUAGUCUUGAUGAUAUGAGUGAUAUUAAUGAGUAG
This is a messenger RNA of Adineta steineri, 1128 nucleotides long. The record is from the annotation of a GenBank genome assembly. Lineage: Eukaryota; Metazoa; Rotifera; Eurotatoria; Adinetida; Adinetidae.